Messenger RNA from Ostreococcus lucimarinus CCE9901, 513 nucleotides. RefSeq lists its product with no specific name. Lineage: Eukaryota; Viridiplantae; Chlorophyta; Mamiellophyceae; Mamiellales; Bathycoccaceae. The transcript has a single exon. Bases 1 to 513 code for a protein of 170 amino acids. The record is from RefSeq and is a predicted model, not a curated record.
AUGAAUUUGUGUCCGUUCGCGAGGGCGUCGAUGGCGAAGACGUUCGCGAUCGAGGUCGUGCGCGGCGACGGCGGCGGCGGCGGCUACGGGGACGUCCUCGCGCGAGAGACGCGGCGACUGGCGGCGUGCGCGCGAGACGAGAGCGCGACGACGCUCAUCGUGUUUGAAAACGGAUGGAACGAUGACUGGGAAGGAUUCAUGCGCGGACCGGUGCGCGAGGCGGAGGACGCGUGCGAGGCGACGACGGGCGGCGAGACGGUGACCGUCGUGCCGUUUCAUCCGCUCGCCGCGUUCGACGGCGAGAGCGAGGCGUCGAAUUACACGUCGAGGAGUCCGUUUCCGACGGUACACUUGCUCCGCGCGUGCGACAUCGAAAGGGCGGAAGACACGUGGUAUCGCCUGGAGGAACGCGAGGACAUUCGCGAGCGCAACGCCGAGUAUUUAGAGGCGUUGGGGGUACGCGAGUUGAGAAGGCUUUGGGCGCGCAUCGUCGCGAACGACGCGCCGACGUAG